Messenger RNA from Orussus abietinus, 546 nucleotides. RefSeq names its product cuticle protein 79. The transcript has 4 exons. Bases 1 to 546 code for a protein of 181 amino acids. The record is from RefSeq and is a predicted model, not a curated record. NCBI's taxonomy places the organism in Eukaryota, Metazoa, Arthropoda, Insecta, Hymenoptera, Orussidae.
AUGAAACUGCUGGUCUGCCUGAUGCUGGUCUCGGCGACCUUCGCCGCGGAGGAGAAGACCGUGAAGAAGCGCGGCCUCUACGGCGGGAGCGGCUACGCCGGCGGCCUGGAGUACGGCGACUACGGCGGCUACGGAGGAUACGGAGGAUACGGAGGAUACGGAGGAUACGGCCACCAGACGGUCCACGCCGUGACCGUGUCCAAGGCGGUCCCUGUCCCGUACCCGGUGCCGCAGCCCUACCCCGUGCACGUCGACCGCCCGGUGCCCGUCAAGGUCCCGGUUGCCGUUCCGCACCCGGUCCCGGUGGCGGUGCCGGUCCCGCAGCCCUACCCCGUGGUGCAGACCAAGACGGUGACGGUGCCCGUGGACCGCCCGUAUCCGGUCAACGUGCCGGUGAAGGUUCCCGUCCCGGUGCCCGCCCCCUACCCCGUCAAGGUAAGUCCCCGUCGAGUCCCCGUACCGGUGGCGGUCCCGCACCCCGUCUACGUCAAGGAGAAGGUUCCCGUCUACGUGCAGUCGUACGGCCACGGCCACGACUUCUACUAG